Messenger RNA from Corticium candelabrum, 1514 nucleotides. RefSeq names its product nephrocystin-3-like. Lineage: Eukaryota; Metazoa; Porifera; Homoscleromorpha; Homosclerophorida; Plakinidae. Gene Ontology annotation, molecular function: protein binding. The record is from RefSeq and is a predicted model, not a curated record. The coding region runs from base 32 to 1288 and encodes 418 amino acids. The transcript is spliced from 12 exons.
CACACUAGGGAUAUGUUAUUGUGCUGACAAAAUGCUGCAAGAGUCAGUCCCUUAUUUUGAAGAAUCGAUUAAGGUACAUCAAUCGUAUAGUUGUCAACUUCAAGAACUUCUAGCGGAAGCUCACUACUACCUUGGUGCGGCCUCUGACAAGGCAGGCAACUGGGCGAAGUCUGAAGACUCGUUCAGAAGCAGUUUGUCUAUUUCUGCAAAAAUGGUAGGUGAACCUCCAUACCGUGUUCCAGCGUUGAGAGGGCUUGCAUUUUGCCUAUUUAAGCAAAAGCAGUUUGCUGUAUGCUUGCCUAUGUUUCUUGAAAUUCGUGAUACUUGCAGUCGAAGGCAAUCUCCAAUGUCACAAGUUAUGGCUUUAGUUUCUCUAAAUAUUGGAGUAUGUUAUUGGAAGCUGAAGCAACCAAGAAAAGCAGAAGCAGCCUUUUUAGAGUCACUUGAGAUAUUUAGAGCGGUAGUGCCGACAGGAAGUAUAAAUAUGAGCACAGCUUAUAAAACCGUCGGAUCGUUCUAUCAGGAGACAGGCAAUUUGAGAGAGGCAGAGGAGAUGUAUAGACAACGUGUGCUUAUUCUAGAACAAACUGCACCAGGACACAUCCUCAACGCUGCUGCGCUAAACAGCCUUGCUAUUUGUUUGUACAAGCAAAGCAAAUUUUCUACCAUGGAAUCUUUGCUGUGGAAAGCACGUCAUAUACUAACUGAAGUCUUACCAAACUCCGAGCCUAUGAUAACCGUUUGCAAUUAUCUUGGAGCGUGUUAUGUGAAACUGAAUCGCUUGAGUGAAGCGGAAGAAGCUCUAUUCGAAUGUCUCAGACUAUGUAAAGCUAUCAAACGUCCAGGAGAUCCGUUUACCAGUGGAACUGUCAGGACUCUUGUACAUCUCGGAUCGUUGUACGAAGAAAAGGGCGAUUUUAGGAAAGCGAUGGAGCUUUACGAGCACAGUUUGAAUACUUUGCAACAAAUGCCACUCAUUUACGAUGACACUACGGAUGUAUUGACCAAGGCAGUACUCUGCUUAUUUAAUCAACAAAAAUUGGUUGAAAUGUUACCUUUCCUGUUGACAUUACGUGAACUACAUGCACAGCAAGCGCCAGUAUCAGUGGCAAUGGUGGAGACUUGUAAUCUUAUUGGAGAGAUUUAUAUGAUCCUGCAGUACUGGAAAGAAGCCGAAGAAGCAUUCUCACAGUCUCUUGAGAUAUCUCAAUAUGUCUUCCCUCAUGGCCAUGCUGAUAUCAACAUAAUUGAACGACGUUUACAUGACGUCCGGCAACGACUAUAUUGACACUGCUGCUGCAUCAGAUGAAUUUGACUUUCUGCAGCUGAACGGACGGUACACUAGUAAGUGUAAUCCAUUAAAUAUUACUGUUGAAUGGGCGGCGGUAUCAAUGUCAGUUUAGGGAUGUAUUUGGUUAUGGAUGGUAGUUGGUUACUGAAUUAUGUUAUUUGGAGCUGUAGCAACCGAUUUGUUUUAGUCAAUUGCAAAUAUAUGUAGAAGUGUAUUACCUGCA